AUGCGAAGACAAACAAGCAUGUUCACAAGAAUCAUCGUCUUGACGAUGUUUCUUUCAUUUCUGGUAUGUUUGUGCAGUUCCACAGACACCAUUACCUUUAACCACACUCUCAAAGACGGGGAUUUAUUAAUCUCUAAUGAUAAAUCUUACGCUCUCGGUUUCUUCACUCCCGGAAAUUCUACCUCCGGCAAGCGAUACGUCGGAAUAUGGUUCCAAAAAUUACCAGAACAAAUGGCCGUUUGGGUUGCUAACAGAGACAUCCCCGUCAACGGCACAUCCGGAAUCCUCUUCAUCGACAGCACCGGAAAUCUGGUCAUCCAAGACAGUAAAACUAAUGUUUCUGUCUGGAACACAUGUCUUUCUUUCCCGGCGAAAGGGAUAAAAGGUUAUUCAGUUCAGCUACAAGAAAUGGGGAAUCUGGUUUUGUAUCAUGACCAUCCGGAUAGACGGGAAACUCAAUGGCAGAGCUUCGAUUAUCCCACCGACACAUUGUUAGGAAAGUGA
Ipomoea triloba (trilobed morning glory) is the source of this 504-nucleotide messenger RNA. Its product is annotated as G-type lectin S-receptor-like serine/threonine-protein kinase At1g11330. Lineage: Eukaryota; Viridiplantae; Streptophyta; Magnoliopsida; Solanales; Convolvulaceae. The record is from RefSeq and is a predicted model, not a curated record. The transcript has a single exon. Bases 1 to 504 code for a protein of 167 amino acids.